GCAAGUGGCUUCCGUAGAUAAAAGCCGGUGCUCGAAUUUUUACCUGAAUUAAAAUCUACUUUUCCACGAUAAAGACAUAAUUUUGUCAUGGAUCGGCUGUUGCGUCUUGGUAGUGGUGGCAUGCCCGGUAUGGGCGGGGGCGCUACAACAAGUGAUGCCCCAGUGGUGGACACAGCUGAACAGGUCUACAUAUCUUCACUUGCACUUCUCAAGAUGUUGAAGCAUGGCAGAGCUGGCGUACCUAUGGAAGUCAUGGGUCUCAUGUUGGGAGAGUUUGUGGAUGAUUACACGGUCAGGGUAAUCGAUGUGUUUGCAAUGCCGCAGUCCGGAACAGGUGUGAGUGUAGAAGCCGUUGAUCCCGUCUUCCAAGCGAAAAUGUUGGACAUGUUAAAACAGACAGGUCGACCUGAGAUGGUGGUUGGAUGGUACCAUUCGCAUCCUGGAUUUGGCUGCUGGCUUUCCGGCGUUGACAUCAACACGCAGCAGAGUUUUGAAGCAUUGUCUGAACGCGCAGUGGCUGUGGUCGUUGAUCCAAUUCAGAGUGUCAAAGGAAAGGUUGUGAUUGACGCAUUCCGGUUGAUUAACCCGAACAUGAUGGUGUUAGGUCAGGAGCCAAGACAGACUACAUCCAACCUUGGUCAUUUAAAUAAACCAUCGAUACAGGCUUUGAUUCACGGGCUAAACCGUCACUAUUAUUCUAUCGCCAUCAACUAUAGGAAAAAUGAACUGGAACAAAAGAUGUUACUGAAUCUCCACAAGAAGAGUUGGAUGGACGGCCUUACUUUGCAAGAUUAUAAUCAACAUUGCAACACCAAUGAGAAGGUGGUCGGGGAGAUGCUGGAGCUGGCGAAGAAUUACAAUAAGGCAUUGGAAGAAGAAGACACGAUGACACCAGAACAGCUCGCCAUCAAAAACGUCGGCAAGAUGGAUCCAAAGCGGCAUCUUGAGGAGCACGUGGACGUCCUAAUGACAUCGAAUAUCGUGCAGUGCCUCGGGGCCAUGUUGCACGCUGUUGCCUUUAAAUAGACUGAACUUGUUACUUAGUUUAUAUGCUGUGUUGAAACGAAUGUCUCGGGCUCCUCAUUUGAAGAUGUGCUGACUAUCUAGAAUGACUUUGAGAGGAUAUUUCACUGGGCAGUGAUGGGAUUUUAAGUGUCCAAGCUAGUACACUGGCUAAAGUGAUACAACUUUUAAACUACAGCAACAACAGUUCACUUUUGGACAGAGUUAAGCCUGUGUCUACCUUGUAUUUGAAUGUACCAGGCUUUGGGAACCAGUUGUAAUUGGCACAAUCAAGAUACAAAAGGUUGGGUUUGCAGACAACUUUACCAUUGGAGUAAAGUUGGAGCAUUUCAUUCAAAAUGGGGUCUACAUGUACAUGUAUGUUUUCAUGAAGAUGCAUGUGAUAAAUGUGAAUUCUGUACCUCUUUGUAAAUAAAUUACACACAAAAAAA
Lineus longissimus is the source of this 1454-nucleotide messenger RNA. Its product is annotated as 26S proteasome non-ATPase regulatory subunit 14. The transcript is spliced from 8 exons. NCBI's taxonomy places the organism in Eukaryota, Metazoa, Nemertea, Pilidiophora, Heteronemertea, Lineidae. Bases 88 to 1026 code for a protein of 312 amino acids. Gene Ontology annotation, biological process: protein deubiquitination; proteasome-mediated ubiquitin-dependent protein catabolic process. The record is from RefSeq and is a predicted model, not a curated record. Gene Ontology annotation, cellular component: proteasome regulatory particle, lid subcomplex. Gene Ontology annotation, molecular function: proteasome binding; metallopeptidase activity; protein binding.